Messenger RNA from Cylicostephanus goldi, 549 nucleotides. The record is from the annotation of a GenBank genome assembly. Lineage: Eukaryota; Metazoa; Nematoda; Chromadorea; Rhabditida; Strongylidae.
AUGGUUGUUGUAUCAACCCCUUCUGAUGUCUAUCGUUUCCAGGUGAAGAUCGAACGAGUGGUUUGCGAUGAAGAAACGUUAACGCCUUUUGAAAAUGAUCAGUUUGACUUGCUUCUAUCGUCGCUCUCAGGACACUGGAUCAAUGAUUUACCCAAGUGGUUUGGCCGCUGUUACGAUAUUCUGAAGCCUGAUUGUCCGUUUAUCGGUGCGAUGUUAGCGGAAGACACACUGCACGAGCUUAGAUGCUCAUUACAGCUUGCCGAAAUGGAGCGGUUGGGUGGAGUCGGUUCACAUGUCUCUCCGUUCAUAAAACCGCAGGAUAUUGGAAGCCUGCUGAACAGAGCCGGCUUUGAUAUGGUCACUUUAGACAGCGAUGAGGUUGAGGUUGGCUAUCCGAGCAUGUUUGCUCUCAUGUACGAUCUACAGUUGAUGGCUGAGUCGCACUGCACCCACUCAAGGACUCCUACACUUCGCAAGGAUGUUUUGCUUGCUGCAGAAGCUAUUUACAGGGUAAGUUCAACUACAACGGGUUCGCCGCAUUUUUUAUAG